Molecule: messenger RNA, 4766 nt
Organism: Scophthalmus maximus (turbot)
Lineage: Eukaryota; Metazoa; Chordata; Actinopteri; Pleuronectiformes; Scophthalmidae
Gene: ampd2b
Product: adenosine monophosphate deaminase 2b
Exons: 18
Coding region: 255-2771 (838 amino acids)
Biological process (GO): IMP salvage; AMP metabolic process
Cellular component (GO): cytosol
Molecular function (GO): AMP deaminase activity
Source: RefSeq, a predicted model, not a curated record
AUUGUGAAAUUGAAUUCCGUGUGGGCAGGUACUCACGGAAGUCACCGGAGAAGUUGUGAGACGUUUCCUGAAAUUGGCCAGAAAAAUAAUGAGCCGUGCUACAGAUGAAGUUCCACAGGAUGUCUCCUGACCCCGGGUCUCCUUCUCCCAUCUCUUUCCGUUUCUCAUUUCAUCCCAGAGGACUAUUUUACGCUGCUGCGUCUGAUUCGAGUUAGGACUCUCCAUUAUUACAGCUGUUGCCUGCUGAAAUAUGCAUGCAGUGGAAGUCUCUUGCCUUUUUGACCUCGUUUUGGAGCUCAGCGACAAUACGGAACAAUGGCCUGUGCAAAGUCGUGUGUUGCUUUCUCUUUGAUUCAACAUGUUUUCGUACAACAUCUGUUGAUCUCCGCGGUGCCCGCCACCUACUCACUUCCCAGCAUUCCUUGCCUGGGAUCCCUGUGGCCUUGAAACAGUCCAUUGACCUGCGCACAUCCAUGGACGGGAAGUACAAGGAGAUCGCCGAAGAGCUGUUCUCCCGCAGCCUGGCAGAGAGCGAGAUGCGCAGCGCUCCCUACGAAUUUCCAGAGGAUAGUCCCAUUGAACAGCUGGAGGAGAGACGCCAUCGUCUUGAGCGGCAGAUCAGCCAGGAUGUCAAGUUGGAGCCCGACAUCCUCCUGCGAGCCAAACAAGAGUUCAUGAAGACUGACAGUGCCAGUGAUCUGGAAUACAUGAAGGAGCAGAGCCAAGCCUCUGACCCGCAGGAGCGAGAGCUGGUCCAAGAGUGCGAGUACCAGAGAGUCAGUAUUUCCGGAGAGGAGAAAUGUGGGGUUCCCUUCACAGAUCUGCUGGAUGCUGCCAAAUGUGUGGUGAAGGCUCUGUUCAUCAGACAGAAGUACAUGGGCCUGUCCCUGCAGAGCUUCUACCCGACCACCGCUCGUUACCUGCAGGAGCUGAGUGAGAGACCCCUGGACUUGGAUAUCUACGAGGAGGAGAUCACAGAGACCACCGUCACACCAGAUGCCACAGUGCACCCACGUGACCCACCUGUUUCUGGCACGCACCCGUACGAGAACCAGGACCCCUCCAGCAUGCCACCUGACAUGGGUUACGGGUGCAAGAUGGUGGAUGGUGUCAUGCAUGUGUACACAACACGGAGCGUUAUGGAAAAGAGCACAGAGCUGGACCUGCCGUAUCCCGACCUGCAGGACUACAUCGCUGAUAUGAACGUCAUGAUGGCCCUCAUCAUCAAUGGCCCAGUAAAAUCCUUCUGCUACCGUCGUCUGCAGUAUCUCAGCUCCAAGUUCCAAAUGCACAUCCUGCUGAAUGAGAUGAAAGAGCUGGCCGCACAGAAGAAAGUCCCACAUCGAGACUUCUACAAUAUCCGUAAGGUUGACACACAUAUACAUGCCUCAUCCUGUAUGAACCAGAAGCACCUCCUGCGCUUUAUCAAAAGGGCCAUGAAGAAGUAUCCAAAGGAGAUAGUUCAUGUGGAAAGAGGAAAGGGUCAGACGCUCAUGGAAGUGUUUGAGAGCAUGAACCUGACAGCCUUUGACCUGAGUGUGGACACCCUGGACAUGCAUGCAGACCGUAACACUUUCCAUCGAUUUGAUAAGUUCAAUGCCAAGUACAAUCCCAUUGGCGAGUCCAUCCUGAGAGAGAUCUUCAUCAAAACGGACAACCACAUCGAGGGGAAAUACUUUGGUCACAUCAUUAAGGAGGUGAUGGCAGACCUGGAGGAGAGCAAGUACCAGAACGUGGAGCUCAGGUUGUCGAUCUACGGCCGCUCCAGGGAUGAGUGGGACAAACUGGCCAAGUGGGCCGUCAAGCACCAGGUCUACUCCACCAAUGUGCGCUGGCUUGUACAAGUUCCACGACUCUUUGACGUGUACCACACCAAGAAACAACUGUGUAACUUCCAAGAGAUGCUCGAGAACAUCUUCAUGCCUCUGUUUGAGGUUACAGUCAAACCCGGCAGCCAUCCGGAGCUGCACCUCUUCCUCCAGCAUGUGGUGGGUUUCGACAGCGUUGACGAUGAAUCAAAACCAGAGCAGCAUAUCUUCAACCUGGACAGUCCGCUGCCAGGCAACUGGACAGAGGAGGACAACCCGCCCUACUCCUACUACCUCUACUAUAUGUAUGCAAACAUGACUGUGCUGAAUCACCUGCGCAGACAGCGGGGGUUUCCCACAUUUGUCCUACGUCCUCAUUGCGGGGAGGCGGGGCCAAUCCAUCACCUGGUGUCUGGUUUCAUGCUGUCAGAGAACAUCUCCCACGGGCUGCUGCUCAGGAAGGCUCCUGUGCUGCAGUAUCUGUAUUACUUGGCUCAGAUAGGCAUCGCCAUGUCCCCUCUCAGCAAUAACAGCCUGUUCCUCAGCUACCACCGCAACCCUCUGCCGGAGUACCUGUCCAGAGGCCUCGUGGUCUCUCUGUCCACAGACGACCCUCUGCAGUUUCACUUCACCAAGGAGCCCUUGAUGGAGGAGUACAGCAUUGCUGCUCAGGUGUGGAAGCUGAGCUCUUGUGACAUGUGUGAGCUGGCCAGAAACAGUGUGCUGAUGAGUGGAUUCUCUCAUAAGAUAAAGAGCUGCUGGCUGGGGCCACACUUCGUCGUGGAGGGACAGGAGAGCAAUGACAUCAGACGGACCAACGUUCCCGACAUCCGCGUGGCGUACCGUUACGAGACCAUGUGCGAGGAGUUGAAUUUAAUCACGCAGGCCAUCCGCACGGACGAGCUGGAGACCAUCGAGGAGGAGGGCAGCCUGUGCAUGGGAGCUGUGCAGGCAGAAAAGUAAACAUGCAGCACAAAACAAACAAAAAGAAAUCUCACUACAUUCCCUGUUUACACAUCAGGACAUUGUACAGAUUUGCAUAUGAACAUAUCACACCUGUGAAAAGAGAAAAGCUUUCUCAUAAGACUGUGAGAGUUGCUCCUGAAGCAAUAUGAGAGAGGACCUGCAAUGUGUGUGCACAAGGUGUCCACUUCCUUUAGUGCAUUUGAGUCAGUCUCUGUUUUUAAUGUGACUUGGUGAUUUUCAAAAUGUCUCUCGAUGUAAUUAGUUUGACAUUAUUAUAUUUUCACAAACAUGUUUUGUCAGAUUUUGGUCAGCCUUCACAUUAUUCAAACCAUUAACACAUCUUUGUACACUGGAUCCAACACGGACUGAAGUGAAAAGAUGACUGGGAACAAUGUUCCAAAGUAAAAAGCUUCUUAACAACAUACAAGGUCAUUUUUGUGCUGUCUUUACUGGCAAAUUGGGGCGUUUGGUGACCUUAGGGAGUUUAAAUUAAAUUAAAACAUACAAUUUUAUAUUAAUUCUUGAUGUAUUUACUUGGAAAGACUUUAGACCCUGGUACUCAUUAUAGGCAAAAAACCAAGUUUUGACAUUAUUAUUGCAAAUUUUAACUGAUUGCACCAACUGUUCUUAAGUUCAAACUAAGCAUAAUUAAUGCAUUACUAAAAAAUAAAACGGGCCACGCACAACAACUGGUCCUUACAUCGAGAUCGGUUGUCUCUGAACAUUUACACAGACUGUCACAUGCAAGGUUUGGCUGACUCACUCAAUUAACUGGCAAAGCUAAUGUUAGCUUGUUGAUAUCAGUCACAUCCUUGUAUCUCAUUCUGAACUGUCUGAAUUCCAAUUCAGUAAAAGUACAGAUUACUAGAUAGGUAAAACAUCAAUAAAAGAUCCAUGAUGAACAAUGAAUAGACAUAAGACAAUAAAGCAUACACAGUACAAUUAUGACAAAACAUUGGCACCUGGCAGGAGAGAAGCACAAUGAAAACUAUAUAAAUAUUCAUAGUCAAAUGAGUCAAAUUAGAAACAUGUCAUGAAUUUUUGUCCGGUGCAUUGAUACUUUAAUUAUCCACAGGACAAUACCUCAUGUUGUGUAAGUGACAGGAGGCUCCACAUCUCCAACAUUCAUGCAACUGGCAACAGUAUUAACAUCAUCUCUCCGGCAGCUGCUCCUUGUGGUGUUCUUGCUGUCCUUGAGUGGGGUUGCAUGAAAGCAUGUCAGUAUUUGUUACUGGUGUGCAGUGAGGGUACUUUCUUUUCAGCAUCUCGUUAUACUUUUAUGACAUUGUCUCUAUGGAGAUUCUGAACUGUAACUCUUAUCUGGGACCAUUUGUCCUUUACACACAAGUAUUUAAAUUUCUCUCAGUCAUAGUCCAGUGAAUGAUGCAUCAUGAGCCAUUCCUUCGGUUUUCGCUUCUUGCACAAGUUCAACCUGUGCCAAAUCCGUUCAUAAACACAUUUUUUAGAUAACUGAAAUAUGACUAACUUGACAAACCAUUCUUCAUUUCCUGCUUUCAGUUUGGGUCCUGAAGUUAUAGUUGGACUUUUUCAAAGAACCAUGUUAUUGUGGAGACUUAAGUCUGGUUUAUACCUCUGCCUAGCAUCAACAAAGUCUGCAGCUGAGAAUGACAAAUGGUAAAAGGAUUGAGCUUUCAGUGAGAAAGUAUUUAUUUUUUUAAUCUCUAUUGUUAGUUUCUUCAUUAGUUAUCUUUGUGUCACCAUAUAGGGAAACUAAGCUGGAAAUCAUCGGUUGUUUCUUCAUAUAUCUUUUUUAUCAUACGAUAGAAAUGCUAGUUAUAGACUCUACCAUCUAUCCAUAUCAUCUACUCCACUUGAGCCUAUUGCACUUAUGAAUUGUACCUUAUGCUUGUGCAACACCCAUGCAGUCAGAAUACUUGCUAUCACUCCCCAAAGAAUUAUAUGUGCUGUUUGUUAAGUAUUAUUUAUUGAAAUUUGUGUCUAUGGAGAAUAAAAAGUGCUUGCCUCCCUUCA